UAGUGGCCGAAUCGGUCGGACGCUCCGUGGUGCGAUGCGUGCCUUCUCCGCGUAUUGUGAGUGAAUUUCUCUCUCCCGAUAUAUUGUUACGAACAGGAAGACGUCCCGAAAGAACGAAACGAUCAGCCAGCCGCUUGUCGCACAGAUUCUAUAACAUUACUAAAUCAAACUGGAAGAAGCCGUUACAGAAGUAUUCAAUUAAGUUCUUUAAAAGAAGAGUCUUUCAAGAAUUAGAAUUAUUGCAGACAGACUUAAAUUAAGUUUUCAGAUGACUUCCAAACGAGAUAACUGUGGCCUUAGUUCCUUGAUUCCCCUGUCAUGUCGAGACCGUGCCGAAGCCUUCGCCAAAAGCCUACAAACGAGACUUAGUACCUUGGGAUCCCAGAACGACUCGGCAGAUGAAAGAAGCUGGCUCGGUAACCACGAAAAACCGUUAGCCCUGUCACAACCUUUGCACAAUCCAGAAACAGACCGAUACCUUGAACUAGAAGCACUCGAGUCACCUUGCAGUCCACAGGAAGAAUUAGAAGAAAGCGAAUUUCAUAAAUUAUUAAACAAUGAUAGUUUCAAGACAGGGUUGAACGGUGAUUGUCACUGUAAGAAAAACGGCGUGAUUAAGCACCAUUCUGUUGACAGCGACAGCGAAGUUUUUUACGAUUUAGACGAUGAUCCGCCCACUCAGCCAUAUACUAACGGAAUUGUCCAGUCAGAAUCAAGUAAAAGUUUAGAGAGUGAAACUGGUAUAGAUGUGAACUCAGCUGCGACGUCCAGUAGUAAUCCUAGCGACACGUUUGCCACUUCCUUAGAUUGUACUCCACAGCCUUCCGUUAGCGAUGACCUUUCAACAUUAAGCCUCAAGGAUGAUUGUUCCCAGGUCGAAGAUCACACAAGUAAGGAAAAUGGUUGCGAGCAAUGUAAUAAAAAUAGGGAGGAUAUGGGCAAUGAAGAAAAGAAGACUGAAUUUUUAGAAGUAAAUGGUCAUAAUGAUGAGAACUUCUCGAAUGGACACGUGGAAUGUUUCGUCAGUAAUCUUACUGUUAUAAAUGAAUUAGUAGUGGAAUGUCGAAUAAAUUCAGAAGAUGAUGCUACUCACGAGCCUCAGAUAACGGAAGUUAUUGUAAGUAAAAGCGAGGCUAAUGGUAAUGAGGAUGAUGAUGAUGAUGAUAACGAUGUUAUACCUCGAGUUCGUAGAUGUUCGUCAUUAAAAACAGGCAAAACCCCACCUGGUACACCAGGUAGAAAGAAAAUAGUUCGGUUUGCAGACGUGUUGGGCCUGGACCUAGCUGAUGUCAGGACAUUUCUAGACGAAAUCCCGAAAGUUCCUAAAUCGGCCUACGACGAUUUGAGCGAUGUGGAUAUCUCGGAUUCUUCAGAUAUCCAAAACGUGAAUUGCCUGAACAAAUUCGUCGGUGUCUCAUCCGAAAAAAUCCUAGUUCCAUUAUUCGAACAGCCUUCCGGAUUGCCUAACUUCCUGGAUUUGGUCAGGGAGAAUCAAGUGUGCUUGGAAAAUGCCUUAGUAGAUGAUCCCGUUCUAUUUUUGAUAAGGGGAACGGUUAGAGUUAGGAAUUUGGAUUUCAAUAAAUCGGUACAUAUCCGUUACACGUUGGAUUCGUGGAAGACAUUUGCGGACGUGCAAGCUAGCUAUGUUCAAAACUCGUGUGAUGGUUUUUCUGAUCGGUUUUCGUUCGUGAUCUACGCGCACACGUUGACGGUCGGGCAGAAGUUGGAGUUUGCCUGUCGGUUUCAGUGCAAGGGUUGUCAGUAUUGGGAUAGCAACAAAGGACUGAACUAUUGCUUCCAGUGUUUGCCAGCAGCUACCAGUUCGACGACACCAGUGCCGCAUCUGAACGAUUGGGGUGCCAGCUUUUAUUAGAGCUUUAAGACGCAGUGGAACGCAACCCCAACAAAACAAGAUGCAGCGGAAAACCUGUUUCUGGCUUCGUAGAGAAGAGAAUCAAGCUGUCAAAUAGAGAAAAGUAGCCAAAAUCGAAGACUGUAUCCGCAAUUUUGUGAGGCAAUAAUAUGGCGCCACUAUUAUACAGGCGCGUUUCAAAAUAUUUUACGAAAUUCAAAAUAACAAUAGAACAGAAAAAAACUAAUAGUUGUAUUAGAAAGAGCCACAAUAACGACAAAUUAUUUAAAUCUCGUUGUUGUUUGUCUUGUUUGUGUUGUUAUCAUAUUUAUUUUUAUACUUACCAGAGUCAAUAAUAUUAAUAUCCAACAUAUAUUUUACAAGAUAGUAUUUUUACAUUCACGACGGAUUUGUAAAUAUAAUACAACAUUAAUUUAAAUUUCUUAAUAUAAAUUUUAUA
Messenger RNA from Sitophilus oryzae (rice weevil), 2312 nucleotides. RefSeq names its product glycogen-binding subunit 76A-like. The record is from RefSeq and is a predicted model, not a curated record. Gene Ontology annotation, molecular function: protein phosphatase 1 binding; glycogen binding. NCBI's taxonomy places the organism in Eukaryota, Metazoa, Arthropoda, Insecta, Coleoptera, Curculionidae. Gene Ontology annotation, cellular component: protein phosphatase type 1 complex. The transcript is spliced from 4 exons. Gene Ontology annotation, biological process: regulation of glycogen biosynthetic process. The coding region runs from base 269 to 1873 and encodes 534 amino acids.